Centruroides sculpturatus (bark scorpion) is the source of this 499-nucleotide messenger RNA. RefSeq names its product neuronal calcium sensor 1-like. The transcript is spliced from 6 exons. Gene Ontology annotation, molecular function: calcium ion binding. The record is from RefSeq and is a predicted model, not a curated record. Lineage: Eukaryota; Metazoa; Arthropoda; Arachnida; Scorpiones; Buthidae. The coding region runs from base 72 to 389 and encodes 105 amino acids.
UAAAAUUUUUCGAAUUAAAAACAGAUUUUUCGAAUGUUAUAUGUUAUCUUAGAGCUUUCUAUACUAUAGAAAUGGGAGAAAAUCAAACAAAACAUGCUGUCAAUUUUGAUAUUUUGGCAAAACAAACACACUUUCAUAAGAAACUACUGCUACAAUGGUACGAUGAUUUUAUGACACUGUGUCCUUCUGGAGGAAUGACAAAAGCCAAAUUUCAGCUUACUUUUAGCGAAUUUUUUCCAACUGAAGAUUCUUUUCAGUUAUUAGAUCACAUUUUUAAUGUCUUCAGCGAAUCCAAGAAUGGAUUAAUCAAUUUUUUGGAUUUUGUAAGAAUUGUUCGUAUUACUAGCAAUGGAACUCCUGAAGAAAAACUAGAUUGUACUGGCAUUUAAACUAUACGACAUCAACAACGAUGGGAUAAUUAGCAAAGAGGACAUGUUGAAUGUAGUGAAAGGGAUUUAUCGUUGGAGAGAAGCCAACGAACGACAGUAUAAGAAAAAAG